AUGCAUCUCCUGGGUGCUAUGCAGUCGAUCAUGGAGUACAACGGUUCGGCCAUGGUGGCCAUGACCGGCAAGGGCUGCAUCGCCAUCGCUGCCGAUCGCCGCCUCGGAGCCCAGGCACAGACCGUGGCCACAGACUUUCAGAAGCUCUUCCAGAUGGGGCCAACCCUCUUUGUCGGCCUGCCCGGACUUGCCACCGACGUGCAGACCUUCUCACAGCGCCUCACCUUCAAGCUUAAGCUGUACAAGCUGCGUGAGGAGCGGGACAUUGAGCCCAAGGCCCUGACCAACUUAAUAUCCAGCAUGCUCUACGAGAAGCGAUUUGGGCCAUACUUUAUUGAGCCUCUCAUCGCAGGCCUGGACAAGGACGGCCAACCCUACGUCGCAUCAACUGAUGUCAUUGGCUGCCCCAUGGAGACGACCGACUUUGUGGUUGGCGGUACCAGCUCGGACCAGCUCUUUGGCAUGUGUGAAAGCCUCUACAAGCCCAACAUGGAACCGGAUGAGUUGUUCGAGGUUGUAUCGCAGGCUCUGCUGAAUGCUCAGGACCGCGAUGCCCUUGCCGGCUGGGGUGGUGUCGUUCACAUUGUGGAGAAGGACAAGGUGACGACGCGCACGCUGCGCGGUCGCAUGGACUAAACACUCAAGCUCGCGAGGGCUACACCCCCGCGUUGUUUUGGCGCCCAAGGCGCUCGUGCAUUCUUCCUGUUUCUGUGUUUUGACGUUUUGUACCUCUUGUGUGCUGCCCCUCUGCUCUCCCCACCUUGGCACACAGUGCCGGUGACACAUGUACCUUCCCGCCCGUUGGGAUGGUGGCAUUUUCUGUCGCUUUCAGUUGGGCCUUGGAUCUGAGCGCGAGAUCUGUAUUUGUUUGGCUCACCCGAAAGUUGACCGA
Messenger RNA from Monosiga brevicollis MX1, 892 nucleotides. RefSeq lists its product as uncharacterized. The transcript has 5 exons. Gene Ontology annotation, biological process: proteasome-mediated ubiquitin-dependent protein catabolic process. The record is from RefSeq and is a predicted model, not a curated record. Gene Ontology annotation, cellular component: proteasome core complex; proteasome core complex, beta-subunit complex. Lineage: Eukaryota; Choanoflagellata; Craspedida; Salpingoecidae. Bases 1 to 636 code for a protein of 211 amino acids.